Messenger RNA from Penicillium nucicola, 2709 nucleotides. RefSeq names its product glycoside hydrolase family 78 protein. The record is from RefSeq and is a predicted model, not a curated record. Gene Ontology annotation, biological process: carbohydrate metabolic process. Lineage: Eukaryota; Fungi; Ascomycota; Eurotiomycetes; Eurotiales; Aspergillaceae. The transcript has a single exon. The coding region runs from base 1 to 2709 and encodes 902 amino acids.
AUGGCCUUUCCACUCAUCGAAGCCCCCACUGUCGAACAGCAUUCGACAGGGCUCGGGAUCGGAGUCGCCACGCCCCGUGUCUCCUGGCGAUUUUUGACAUCAGAGGAGACAGUCAAGGGAUGGGAGCAGGUGGCCUACGAAAUCGAGAUUUUCCGUGACUCCAAGUCUCGAGAGACAUACAAAGUGACAAGCAAUGAAUCGGUUCUGGUCCCUUGGCCAAGCGAAUGCUUGAAAUCGCGCGAAAGCGUCCAGAUUCGAGUUCGAGCAUACGGGAACUUUCAAGACGUGACAGACUGGUCACCAUGGAAAACAGUGGAAAGUGCACUACUCUUCCGCAGUGACUGGAUCGGCGUGCCAAUCACAAGCCCAGAGCCCACACAACCCGAAAGUCCUCUACGACCGAUUCGAUUCCGCAAAGCCUUCCAUCUUGGAAAUGCGGUUAUAGAUCGAGCGCGCCUUUACAUCACCAGCCUAGGUGUUUACCGUGCAUUCAUCAACGGCCGCCAAAUCGGAGAUCAAUGUAUGGCACCAGGAUGGACCAGUUACAAUCAUCGUUUGAACUACCAAAUUUACGACGUCGCACCACUCCUCAAUCCUCAAGGCCCAAACGUCAUUGCUAUCGAGGUCGGCGAGGGGUGGUAUGCAACUCGUCUGGGGUUCAAGGGUGGGCGCAGACAGCUAUACGGAGAUCGUUUGGCAGCGCUUGCUCAGCUGGAAAUUCAAAUUCAAAACGAUAAGCCUGACAUGUCGAUUGUGACAGACUCAACAUGGACUUGUUGCCCAAGCGCCAUUGUCAAGAGUGAAAUCUAUGAUGGGGAAGUAUACGAUGCACGCGAGGAAGAUCCUAAUUGGAACAUGCCUACUCUCGAAACGGACAAAGUCCCUUGGAUCUCUGUACAAGAGUUGCCCUUCCCGGCUGCAACUCUUGUUGCACCCGAUGCACCACCUGUUCGAGUCACCGAAGAGAUCAAAGCUGUGCAAGUGAUUGAAACCCCUUCGGGAAAGACUGUGGUAGAUUUCGGUCAGAAUCUGGUUGGUCGGCUGCGCAUUGGCAAUUUGAAUAAAUCGCCAGGCAGUAAAGUGACCUUGACACAUGCAGAAGUCCUGGAACAUGGCGAGCUUGGUACGCGACCAUUGCGGCAUGCAGCGUGUACAGAUGAAGUUAUCUGCGGUGGUGCAGAACUUCAAGAUUGGUCACCGCAAUACACUUUCCACGGGUUCCGUUACGUUCAAGUUGAUGGCUGGACAGCCGAAGAUUCAGAUCUGUUGACCAACUUGACGGCUUUCGUGCUGCACACUGACAUGGCCCGGACGGGAUGGUUCUCCUGCUCCCACCCAAUGGUCAACCAGCUGCACAACAAUGCCUGGUGGAGUAUGCGUGGCAAUUUCCUAUCAAUCCCUACGGACUGUCCCCAGCGUGAUGAGCGCCUCGGAUGGACUGGUGAUAUUCAGAUCUUUACUCCAUCUGCCAGCUUUCUGUACAACACGGCUGGAAUGCUAGGAGACUGGCUCAAAGAUGUCGCAGCAGAGCAACUUCUCGAAAGAGAUGGCUGUGUUCCACCAUUCGUUGUUCCCAAUGUCAUCAGUGAGAAGCUAUGGCCACACCUCCCUCAAGCAAUCUGGGAUGAUGUGGUAAUUUUGACACCGUGGGAUCUCUACCGCUCAUACGGAGAUACUGAUAUUCUCCGUCGUCAAUAUCCUAGCAUGUUAGCAUGGAUUGACCGUGGCAUUCGCAGAGGACCAGACGGUCUAUGGGACUCAACCCUCUGGCAACUCGGGGACUGGCUCGAUCCAACAGCACCCCCAAUCGAGCCAGGCGAUGCCCGCACAAACGGAACACUAGUAGCAGACGCCUACUUAAUUCAUGUGACAACAACAAUGUCCCAAGUCAGCGCCGUCCUAGGCAACACAGCCGACGCAACACGCUUCCAAGCAGACGCGCAAAUGCUCAAAACCAAGUUCCAAGCCAAAUACAUCGCCCCCUCAGGCCUGCUAGUCGGUGACACGCAAACAGCCCUAAGCCUAGCAAUAAUGUUUGACCUAUUUCCAACGCCAUCCCAAAAAGAGACAGCAGCAAACCGACUGGUGGAACUAGUCCGACUCGCCAAAUUCCGCGUAGCAACUGGCUUCGCAGGAACACCAAUAAUAACGCACGCACUUACGAGAACAGGCCACGCUCAGAUCGCCUACAGAAUGCUCCAAGAAAAGAACCGUCCGUCAUGGAUGUAUCCAAUAACUAUGGGGGCAACAACAGUCUGGGAAAGAUGGGAUAGUAUGCUUCCAGACGGAACAAUAAACCCCGGUGAAAUGACCAGUUUCAACCACUACGCUCUCGGGUCCAUCAUCAACUGGCUUCAUUCUAGUGUUGGUGGUGUUACGCCUCUUUCACCGGGAUGGAAGGAGAUCCGUGUUGCUCCGAUUCCUGGUGGGACUGUUACUUCUGCCGAGGUGGUUUAUCAGACUGCCUAUGGGCGGUUAGAGUGCCAGUGGAGGGUCGUCGAGAGACGGUUUAAGAUGGGACUGGUUGUUCCGUGUAAUUCGAGGGCUCUGGUUGUUCUGCCCGAAGAAAAUGGCGAGAGUGAUGGUGUGUGGAUUGGGUCGGGUCGUUAUUCGUUUGAGUGUUUGUUGAAGGAGAGUUGUUCGGAGGGGUGGCCUCCUCAGCCUAUCAUUCCUAUUAUGAGGAAGCCUGAGCCGGAGAAUAUUGCUUAG